Rasamsonia emersonii CBS 393.64 is the source of this 1497-nucleotide messenger RNA. RefSeq names its product Benzoate 4-monooxygenase cytochrome P450. Bases 1 to 1497 code for a protein of 498 amino acids. The transcript has 3 exons. Lineage: Eukaryota; Fungi; Ascomycota; Eurotiomycetes; Eurotiales; Trichocomaceae. Gene Ontology annotation, molecular function: oxidoreductase activity, acting on paired donors, with incorporation or reduction of molecular oxygen; iron ion binding; heme binding. The record is from RefSeq and is a predicted model, not a curated record.
AUGGCAUCUGAAAGACAGUUGCUGGCCUCAAUUCUUACCGCUGCUCUGGCCGCUCUGCUACUAGCCGUCAAGAGACUCUAUUUUCAUCCUCUCUCACGCUACAAUGGUCCUCGACUCUGGGCUCUUACCCGCUUGCCCUAUAUGUUUGCUUGCCGAUCAGGCCAGCUUGCCCAUAAAAUCAAGCAUUUUCACGAAGUAUACGGCGAGACUGUACGCGUUGCUCCGAAUGAGGUGUCUUUUAUCAAUCCUGAUUCCGUGCGAGAUAUUUACAACAAGCGACCAAACCCUCAUCUCAAAGGCCUACCAAAGGAUCCAAUCCGCCAGCCUCCGCCCAAACCUGGACAGCCGAUUUCAAUCCUUGAGGCUGGAGAUGAAGACCACGCACGGAUUCGCAAAGCAUACUCAUAUUGCUUUAGCAACCAAGCUCUCGCAGCCCAAGAGCCUUUGGUGACCUCAUAUGUUGACAAGAUGGUGGCGCAUCUGAAAGCCCGUGCUGCGAAACGAGGAGAGACUGUAGACCUACAGCAAUGGAUCAGCUACUGCACUUUCGACAUUAUCUGCUCGCUUAGCUUUGGAGAGGAUUUUGGCUGCCUAGAAAAUGAUCGUUACCACGAAUGGGUGGGAAUGUUGGUUUUCUCAUUGAAGGCCAAGGUCCAGCUAGCGGCCUGUCGCUUCUAUCCCUGGCUUUUCCAGCUUCUUUUGAAAACGAUACCAAAAUCCGCACAGGAAAUGCUGGCAAAGCACCAAGCAACCACACGGGAGAAAGUGCAAACCCGCCUGAGUGUGUCCGUUGAGCGCCCAGACUUUCUUUCACACCUUCAAAAAUCGAAAAAGGGGCUCACUGACGGCGAAAUUGAGAUAAAUGCAGCAACCUUGAUUGUUGCCGGCAGCCACACUGUCCAGUCAACAAUCAUGGGGAUAGUCUUUCACUUGCUUCAAAACCCUGCGAUCCUUGCACGAGUCACGAAAGAAGUCCGUAGUGCUUUCCCGAGCGAAGAGGACAUGGACGCAAGAAAGUUAAUGGCGCUGCCUAUUCUCGGGGCAGCAAUCAAGGAGGGAAUGAGACUGACAUCUCCGCUGCCGUUAGGUGUCACAAGACUAGUACCACCAGGAGGAGUGACCAUCUGUGGCGCAUUUUUCCCAGAGGGCACUAUUGUCUCAUACAUGCCAUGGGCUGCCCAUUUAUCGCCAACACAUUUUACGGAUCCCACCCGUUUUGUAUUGGAGCGGUGGCUUGACCCAGAUAAUGCUCCUGAAGCGGCCCGCUUUCGCAACGACCGGAGAGACGCGUUUCGGCCGUUCUUACAAGGCCCCCGAGACUGCAUUGGAAAGAAUUUGGCAAAAAUGGAGAUUGUGCUUAUACUGGGCCGCCUCUUCUACCACUUUGACCUGUCUUUUCCCGAGGGAAUUGAGUCAAUUGGCAAGUGGGAAGACAAGGAGACGUACGUGGUCUGGGCCAAGUCUCCACUCCCAGUCCUCUUGACGCCGGUGCAGUGA